AUGGGAAGAAAGCUGCGACACGUGCUGAUUUUCCUACUCAUCAUCCUGAAGGAGCUCAACAUUCCAGAAGCUGGCUGCAGCUGUUCACCAUCAUCAUCACGCUGCAUAUGCCGGAAGCGAGGUCUCAUCAGCAUUCCUCCAAACCUCCCAACAUCCAUUUCUGACUUAAAUGUUGCAGUAGCUGGCAUUGCCCUGAUUGGCACUAUCAUUCUCACAAAGUGGUACAAGAGGAAGAUGAGGCACCCUCCAGGGCUAAAUUCCAAUGCUGUUGGUAGCAACACAAACACAACAGUUUCUGUAAUUGACAACUGUGAUGACCAGGCAGGGCAAGGCCAGCAUCCAUCACAUAACGAAAUGCUAGCUGCCUUAAAGCCAAAUGCGAUGUAUGCAGGUGUGGGAACAUCACUAACGAGCCAAACUGCCAGUGGCCAUGAUCAGACAGGGCAGGGCCAGUCUCAGGCCAUCGCAGAAUCCACCAGAAACACCAUGGCUACUGUAACAGCCAGUAUUCGUGAUCAGACAGGGCAGCGACAGCCUCGGGCCAUCAGUAAAUCUAAUACAAACGCCACAGCUACUAUAAUGGCCAGUAUUUAUGAUCAGACAGGGCAGGGUCAGUCUCAUGCUGACCAAAAGUUUCUGGAAGUUAGAAGUAACAAAGACAACUGUGAUCACCAGGCAGGGCAAGGUCAGCCUCCAUCACAUAACGAAAUUCUAGCUGCCUUAAAGCCAAAUGCGAUGUAUGCAGGUGUGGGAACAUCACUAACGAGCCAAACCGCCAGUGGCCAUGAUCAGACAGGGCAGGGCCAGUCUCAGGCCAUCGCAGAAUCCACCAGAAACACCAUGGCUACUGUAAUGACCAGUAUCUAUAAUACAGGACAGGGCCAGUCUCAGGCUAUCACAGACUCCAACACAAACCCCAAAGCUACCGUAAUGACCAGUAUCUAUAAUCAGACAGGACAGGGUCAGUCUCAGGCCAUCACUGAAUCCUUGGAUGAUAGAAAUCUAUCUUAUGGCACAGGGCUGACUGCGUACGAGACAAAUUCCCAUUACGCAUAUGUAGAUUGA
Molecule: messenger RNA, 1065 nt
Organism: Branchiostoma belcheri (Belcher's lancelet)
Lineage: Eukaryota; Metazoa; Chordata; Leptocardii; Amphioxiformes; Branchiostomatidae
Exons: 4
Coding region: 1-1065 (354 amino acids)
Cellular component (GO): endomembrane system
Molecular function (GO): signaling receptor binding
Source: RefSeq, a predicted model, not a curated record